AUGGAUGCCGCAACUCCACUGAAGCGGUCAUCCGAGGAUGCAAAUUUAGAGUCGCCCCGAGUAAACAACACACGGUCUGCGCCCAAGAUCUCCAAAGCUCGUGCCUGCGCCGAAUGUAAGCGCCACAAGAUUCGCUGCGAAUUCCGACCAGGAGAGUCAAAUUGUACAAAAUGUAUUCGCAGCGGUAUUAAAUGCGUUAUAAAUGACUUUUCGCAAAAGUUUGUCGAGGAUGAUGGGAUCUGGAAAUCCCAGGCGAAUGCGACCAUGCAUCAGCUGCAGGCAGCUGUAUCGCAUCUAUUGCAACAAGGCGGGUUACCUGACCUCUCGACCUAUUCUUCUGGGGACACUGUGAAUCUCAAUGGACCCAGUCCCGCCACGUCGUCGCAUCAUGACCACCGUCCCUCAAUCGAUCGGGCGCAGACACACACCAGUCAUCAAGAGGGACCCGGGGUCGUGAUGGACGUUACUCGGGAGCCGUCGCCGGAGCAGGAUCUCCAAAACCCAGAAUUAGUUCCUGCUCCCAUGCGUAGUUUAUACGAGGUGACGAAAUUACGAAAUUUGAGGAACAAUCAUGUCGAGGCACCUAAGCAGACGUUGUUAGAGGAAGAUUUCAUCUCCCGGGGUCUGAUCUCGCUCCACGAAGCAGAGGAAUUAUUCGCAUACUUCAGUCGCACCAUGAACCAGCUACUCUGGGGUGGAAUAAUUCUUGUACACCGCGAUUUAACAUCCGUCCGUCGCGCCUCGACCCUUCUUUCGGCUGCCGUUUUGACCGUAGCGGCACUCCAUAUCCCGAACCGCACCGAAACCUUGAACCGGUGCUACAGCGAGUAUGUAUCGCUUGUCUCCAACAUGGCCCUCACGCGGGCCCACACUCUUGAUGACAUCCGGGGUCUCUGCGUGGGGGCUUUUUGGCUAUCUGAGUUGAGCUGGAAGCUGUCCGGACACGCGGUGCGAAUUGCGACCGAAAUGGGCCUUCAUCAAAGCUACCAGCGCUUGACUCGUGGACAUACAGAUCAGUAUGAACGCGCCCAACUUUGGUACUUGCUGUACGUAUGCGACCAUCAUUUUAGUAUUGCCUAUGGUCGGCCGCCUGUCAUCCACGAAGAUGUGGUGAUCCGCAACCACGAGACCUUUCUUGCGCUGCCGAUGGUUGUCCCCGGAGACAUUCGGCUUUUAGCCCAAGUUGCUCUUUUUAUGAUUCUGACCGAGGCGUAUCGGAUGUUUAGCAGCGAUACGGAGCAGGCAUUGAGUGAAGAGGAUUUUGGGCAGUUGCGCGUAUAUAACGUUGCAGUAGAUCAAUGGCGACUUCUCUGGCAACCCCGAUCCGCUGAUAGUGCAUAUGUGCGAACGUAUCCUUCCAAGGGAGUGGUGCUGCACUAUCAUUUCGCCAAGUUCCAACUUAACUCACUUGCUCUCCGUGCGCUUUCCCCGUCUAAUACACCAGUGUUUUCUAUGGAUCGCAAAGAAUCGGCAAAUAUCGCAAUUUCAUCGGCGAUGGCAUGCCUCAACAUGGUACUCGAAGAACCUGACAUUCGUGAUGCGAUUGUCGGAGUCCCCAUCUUUACUCACACUAUGGUUACAUUCUCCGCCGUUUUCCUACUCAAGGUUGCUAUAAAUUGGAAUACAGCUUACCUAAGUAUCAAUGCUCGCCAAGUACGACGACUAGUCGAGCGCGUGAUUGAAUUGAUGAAUUGUGUCUCUGCAGGCGAGCGCCAUCUCACCCGACAUAUCGCACGAGGAUUGGGCAAGAUGCUCGAGCGGUUCGAUUCCUGGGAAGCAGCUUGGCAGUUCCGGGGCAGCGCCCCUACAAUUGAAGGGCGCGAUGUCCCUGGGGGAGCCAACGCAAUGGCGCAAGGAUUCCCCCCGCCAGACUUGAUUUAUGGCAUGGUCGGGACAUAUGGAUUCGGACUUGACGAGAACCUGCUUGAUCCGAGUAUGGCGGAUUUUGAGUUCUUGACGCAAUGA
Penicillium soppii is the source of this 1965-nucleotide messenger RNA. Its product is annotated as putative C6 transcription factor. Gene Ontology annotation, molecular function: DNA-binding transcription factor activity, RNA polymerase II-specific; DNA binding; zinc ion binding. NCBI's taxonomy places the organism in Eukaryota, Fungi, Ascomycota, Eurotiomycetes, Eurotiales, Aspergillaceae. The transcript has 4 exons. The record is from RefSeq and is a predicted model, not a curated record. Gene Ontology annotation, biological process: DNA-templated transcription; regulation of DNA-templated transcription. The coding region runs from base 1 to 1965 and encodes 654 amino acids.